Molecule: messenger RNA, 884 nt
Organism: Magallana angulata
Lineage: Eukaryota; Metazoa; Mollusca; Bivalvia; Ostreida; Ostreidae
Exons: 4
Coding region: 38-652 (204 amino acids)
Source: RefSeq, a predicted model, not a curated record
GGAUAAGUGCAGCACGGAAUGACGUUUGUUAGAUACUAUGAAAUAUCUACUUGUAUUAUGUGUGGCAUUUCACACGGUGACUACGUCAGCUGUAGCGACAACAAACAACCGCAUUCUACUGAGCACUGUGUUAGUUGGAACUGCUUUGGCAGCAUCUCUUUGUGAUGAGUAUAUCUUUAGUCUCACAGAGAAGGCCCUCUUGACUACCACAAUCCUGAUUUUGAUUUUUCCUAGACAGCAGCAUAGCCAGAUUGUUUCAAAUCUUCCAAAAGAAACAUGUACAGUCCCAGGAUACACAGACCAUCCGCUGUUUGGAUGCUUUCGUUUCGUGACAGAUGCUACCCCUGUGUCCCAUUCUGAUGCCACACAACAGUGUGCAAAGGAUGGUGGUCGACUGUUGUUGGUUAAUUCGGCUGAAGAGGAGGCUGAACUAGUGAAACUACUUCAGACACCAAAGAGGGUAGCGUUCAUACAAGGCACAAGAAGUGUAGGUUCCUCUAUAUGGUUGGCUGACGAUGGCACUUCUCUUCCUUAUCUGCCCUCGGUAGUCGCCAAUCAAGCCAUUCCUACAGCAACAGUCUUGACUCUGGGCAAGUUCUUUACUGCAGUGGACCCAACAGACCUUCAAGGAAAUUAUUUUUGUGAAAUCUAAAAGUUGAUGUAGAAAGAGGUGAAAUAAAAUACGGAAACGGUAUUUCAAGCUUUAGUUUGAUUACAAUGAAUUCAUUUUCAUUCAUUAUUGAAAAAAGGAUUCGAGUAAAAGUGAAAUGUAAACAGACAUUUUAAACACGUCCUGCACAAAACAAGGGGGAAAAAGGUCCAACGAUUUCAUUUUGUAAAUUACAAUUUUCGUCAAUAUGAAAAUAAAAUAGUUAUAAACUCUA